UAUGUAAUUCUUGAGUUAAGCUCGCCGGCAAUAACUCAACAAAUGAAAUUCAAUACAGUAUUUUCACCUCCAGCGUAUACAGCACAAACAUUUACAGCACCAACAUAUACAGCACCUACAGUACCAACAUAUACAGCAUCUACAGCACCUUUUACAAUGCCAACUUCUACAGUUCCACAACAGCAGGUUAUUCUAAUUGCAGGAAAUACAUCUACAUUACCAUUAAGCGAUGGUGCACAAAAUACCCAAAUGAUUUCAAUAGAUCCUUCACAAUUAAAUCAAAUAUUAGCUGUUACUCAACAACGGCGAUACCAGCAAUACUAG
Molecule: messenger RNA, 324 nt
Organism: Racocetra persica
Lineage: Eukaryota; Fungi; Glomeromycota; Glomeromycetes; Diversisporales; Gigasporaceae
Source: the annotation of a GenBank genome assembly